AUGCUUGAUAUGGGAUUUGAACCACAAAUUAGAGAAAUUUGUGAAGAUAAUGAAAUGCCACCUGUUGGAAAACGUCAAACAUUAAUGUUUUCUGCUACUUUUCCUAAACAAAUUCAAAGACUUGCUGCAGAUUUCUUAGAUAAUUAUGUCUUUAUUACUGUUGGAAGAGCAGGAAGUACUGUUGAAUCAAUUCAACAAAUUAUUUUAUGGGUUGAAGAACAAAUAAAACAAGAAGCUAUUUUAGAUGUUUUACGAGAAUUUGCUGGAAAAGGUGAGAAAACAGUUAUUUUUGUUGAAACAAAGAGAGGUGCUGAUAUGCUAGAAAAUUAUUUAUACGAUCAUGGAUACAAAGUAGAUAGUAUUCAUGGAGAUCGUUCUCAAGCUGAUCGUGACUUUUCAUUGAAAAGGUUUAAAGAAAAUGUUAUUCAAUUACUUGUUGCAACUGAUGUUGCUUCUAGAGGAUUAGACAUUCCAGACAUUGAGGUUGUGAUUAAUUAUGAUAUGCCAAAUGAAAUUGAGAGUUAUGUCCAUCGUGUCGGAAGAACUGGACGGGCUGGUAAAAAAGGAACAGCAAUUACUUUCAUUAAUGAUAAAACCCAAAAUUUAAUACCAUCGUUAGUCUCAUUAUUAGAAGAAGCAAAACAAGAAAUCCCAGACUGGCUAGAAGAAAAGGCACAAGAAUACAGAAAACCAUUUGGCUCAAAAAGAGGUAGAAAAGGUGGGUUUAAUAGAAGAGGAGCUGGAAGGUUUGGAGGAAGAGACAGAAGGUAUGAAAGAAGAAGAGAAGAAGAUUGGGAUAAUACUAGGUCAAUUAGUACACCAAUAAAACCUCAUUUGUUCGAUUAA
Messenger RNA from Entamoeba dispar SAW760, 846 nucleotides. RefSeq names its product ATP-dependent RNA helicase DBP1, putative. The transcript has a single exon. Lineage: Eukaryota; Evosea; Mastigamoebida; Endamoebidae. The record is from RefSeq and is a predicted model, not a curated record. Gene Ontology annotation, cellular component: nucleus. Bases 1 to 846 code for a protein of 281 amino acids. Gene Ontology annotation, molecular function: RNA helicase activity; RNA binding.